AUGGAGUACGACACCGACACCCCCCAGAUCCCUAACCACACGUUAUCGGAGCAUCAAUUCCUUCUAGGAACCAACAUCAGCAAAAAUGAAAGGGCCAGACUCUUCAAGGAAAUGACCGCCAUCAUUGAGGCCGAUUCUAUGGCCCCAUACUACAAAUACUUGCAUGAAGAAGUGGAUGAUUUCCCAUUCGACGAGGCAUUAUACACCAAGUUUGCGCAGAAGAAUGAGGAAAACGCCACCUUGCUCAAGCUGCGUAUCAAGGAAGCCGAAGGUGAAGACGAAACCGAAUGGGAUAUCUUGUCGGCCACCCUUAGACUUGCAGAACACUACACCACAAUCGUGGACCACAAAAACGCUGUGGAAACCUACAAAAAGGCCCUCGAGUUGCCUCAAAGCACUGGAAGCAAAAUUGACAUCUUGUUGACCUUGACCAGAAUCGAAUUCUUCUUCAACGAUUACCAGUUGGUCUCCAAGUACUUGGAACAAACGAAGGCGUUGAUCGAGAAGGGUGGUGAUUGGGAGCGUCGUAACAGAUACAAGACUUACCAUGGUAUCUACUUGAUGGCCACCCGUAAUUUUGCCGAGGCCUCCAAGCUUUUGACCGAUUCGUUGGCAACCUUCACCUCCACCGAGCUUUGUUCGUACGAACAGGUGGCCUAUUAUGCUAUCGUUUGCGGUGUAUUAACGCUUGGAAGAGUUGAUUUGAGAUUGAAGAUCAUUGAGUCUCCUGAGAUUUUGUCAAUCUACUCCUCGGCCCCCUCGUUGGAGCCAUUGUUGAAUCUCACCAACUCAUUGUACACUUGUGAGUACAACUGCUUCUUCCAGUAUUUGUUGGAAUCAUAUGACGCGCUCUUGCUCCCAAAUAAGUACUUACACCAGCAUGCCAACUACUUCUUGAGAGAAAUGCGUUGCAAGGCCUACGGUCAGUUAUUGGAGAGUUACAAGUCGUUGAGCUUGAAAUCUAUGGCUCACAACUUUAACAUUAGCGAGGAGUUCUUGGACCAAGACUUGUGCAAAUUCAUUCCCAACAAGAAGUUGAAUUGUACCAUCGACAAGGUGAACGGAAUCAUAGAAACGAAUAGACCAGACAACAAGAACAGCCAGUACCACCUUUUGAUCAAGCAAGGUGACAACUUAUUAACCAAGUUGCAAAAGUAUGGUGCUGCUGUGAAGUUGAGUGGUGCUGAGAGAGUUGCUUAG
Molecule: messenger RNA, 1200 nt
Organism: Suhomyces tanzawaensis NRRL Y-17324
Lineage: Eukaryota; Fungi; Ascomycota; Pichiomycetes; Serinales; Debaryomycetaceae
Gene: RPN7
Product: proteasome regulatory particle lid subunit
Exons: 1
Coding region: 1-1200 (399 amino acids)
Biological process (GO): proteasome-mediated ubiquitin-dependent protein catabolic process
Cellular component (GO): proteasome regulatory particle
Molecular function (GO): protein binding
Source: RefSeq, a predicted model, not a curated record